AUGGAGCUGUCCGAGAUCGAGGACCUGCCGAAGAAGCUCCUUCGGGAGGAGGCUGGCCGCGCCUUCCGUCUCCAAGCUUCGGCGAAGAAGGCAUAUGAAGACGGCAGAGCGAAGGUUGCCGAAGCUGGCAAAGCGAUCCAAGCUCAGGCGAACUUGGCUAAGGACAUGCAGGCUGCCGAACGGCAAGUAAAAGUUUAUCAAGCCAAGCUCGGCGAGAUGUCGGCAGCCUUAGAGGCGGCGCAGCUGACGGCAAAGGAGGCUCUGGAGUCGAAGGAGGCGGUCCAGGUGGCCUUUGAGGAGUCCAAGAUCGAGGCUGCCGUUCAGGAGGCGAUACGGGGCUACCAUCGGUCUACGGAGUUUUCUACCUUGCUGGACAAGGAGGUAGGCAUGGAAAUGGCGGACCUACUCUACCGUUUCAAGCGGUACAACCCUGGGAAAAAGCUCAACCUCAACUUCAUUGCCGAUCCUCCCCCUCUUUCUGAAGGCAUAACCGAAGAAAUGGUCGAGGAGUACGAGGGGGAGAAUAUGACAGAGGAGGUCCCAGCCGAUCCCGAAGGGGUGCUGCCGAAGCUGAUGGGGUUGCCGCCGAAGCCGAUGAGGGCAUUUUUUGUACACUUUUUAAUGUAA
Molecule: messenger RNA, 627 nt
Organism: Prunus armeniaca (apricot)
Lineage: Eukaryota; Viridiplantae; Streptophyta; Magnoliopsida; Rosales; Rosaceae
Source: the annotation of a GenBank genome assembly